Messenger RNA from Acyrthosiphon pisum (pea aphid), 817 nucleotides. It is a transcript of the gene Obp7, whose product is annotated as odorant-binding protein 7. Gene Ontology annotation, molecular function: odorant binding. The transcript is spliced from 8 exons. NCBI's taxonomy places the organism in Eukaryota, Metazoa, Arthropoda, Insecta, Hemiptera, Aphididae. Bases 200 to 667 code for a protein of 155 amino acids. The record is from RefSeq and is a predicted model, not a curated record.
AAAUAACGAGCAUCAUCAUUAUAACUUAUAAGCAUCGAUGAUUUUUUUUCAGUUUAACACGGUCACCACAAACGUAUGGUCGAACUCAGUUUUAUUCUCAAGUAACGAGUUGAAUAAAAAAUAUGUUGGUGAUCCGUUGCAGUAAAAAAUUUGUUUACACACAGGUGCAGUGCAAAUAGAAAAGGAACACAGCUGAAGUAUGGUCGCCCGGAAAAGAAUGUAUAACAUGUUACCAACGACCGUUUUGUUCGCCAUCAUAGCGGCGACCGUCUUAAAGGAUUGCGACGCUUACUUGAGUGAAGCGGCCAUCAAAAAAACACAACAGAUGUUGAAAACCGUAUGCUCCAAGAAACAUUCGGUCGAAGAGGACGUAUUUACGAACAUCAAAAAAGGAAUAUUUCCAGAGGACAACAACAAUAUAAAAUGUUACUUUGCCUGUAAUUUCAAAACUAUGCAAUUGAUCAAUCAAAAGGGAGUCAUCGAUAAAAAAAUGUUCAAAGACAAGAUGUCGAUGAUGGCACCACCGAACGUAUACAAAAUUUUGUUACCAGUUAUAGAACAGUGUACUGGAAAAGAUAAAGGUGAAGAACUCUGUCAGUCUUCGUACAACGUCAUAAAGUGCGCGCACUCUGUUGAUCCCAAAAGUUUAGAGUUUCUACCACUCUAGACGUCGUCACCUUCAAUCAGCAGUUGAUAGAUCCCGGGUACAAAGAAACAUUAAGAUUUAUCGUCUGAAGUGUUUUUUUAUUGAUAAUAAUUUGAUUUAUAUUGUAGAACAUAUUUUUGUGUGUAUUAAAAAUUCAAAUGCACGUUACAA